Molecule: messenger RNA, 3609 nt
Organism: Triplophysa rosa
Lineage: Eukaryota; Metazoa; Chordata; Actinopteri; Cypriniformes; Nemacheilidae
Product: docking protein 5
Exons: 5
Coding region: 134-1654 (506 amino acids)
Biological process (GO): positive regulation of MAPK cascade; cell surface receptor protein tyrosine kinase signaling pathway
Cellular component (GO): cytoplasm
Source: RefSeq, a predicted model, not a curated record
GACUGACAGAAGUAGCUUAUAGGCCAUUCACAACAAGUGCCACAGCAAUGCAUCUUAGCAAGCAAAUAGGUUAAAAGCAAAAACCAAAGACAAGAAAGUGAGAUAAAUUGAAAUAAAGUCCAGCUGACGAACUAUGGAGGAGGACAUCAGGAGAAAUGGGAAGCUUUACCUCCACCAGAAGCGCUUCGGAAAGAGGUGGAGGAAGGUGUGGUGCGUGUUGGUGGCGGAGGGCAGGCGCAGUGUGGCGCGGCUGGAGCUCUACGAGCACAAACAUAUGUCCGUUAAGGAAGGAUCUAGCAGACGCAAACCCGACUACAAACAGGUGAUCAGGCUGAGAGAAUGUAUCAGGAUAUCAGAAAAAGAGAUGGACGACUGCCCCAAAGACUGUGCCACUUUCUUGCUGGAAACCACAGACAAACUGUACGUGUUUGCAGCCCACCAACCAGAAGCAGAGGAGUGGAUCAAGUGCCUCUGCGAGCAGGCGUUCCCAGACACACAGAUUGAGCAAAGAUUACAAAGACAGAGUGGGAACCUCUCUGAACCUGUGAGCGGUUACAGAGAAAUGCAGGAAAACUCCCUCUAUGACACAGCAGACAGUGUUCGAGAGUUUGUGGUCAUAGCAGUGGGUACAGAGGCUGCUGUUCGUUGCAAUCUUUAUGGAAAAUAUAUUCUGACAGCCCAGCCUGCCUGUUUACUUCUGAAGGACUCCAACACAAAGAAAGUGCUCCUUAAAUGGCCGUACUGCUACGUCAGAAAGUUUGGUCAAGACACGCUGUCUUUCUCUUUUGAAGCGGGCCGCAGAUGCGAGUCCGGUGAGGGGAAUUUUGAGUUUGCGACCCAUCAGGGAGAACAGAUAUUUUGCAUUGUCAGCGAAGCCAUCCAGCAUCUCCCCAAAACCUCAGCAGCAAAACAGAGCGGCAGCACCCAUGAGGUCCAAAGCACAGAAAUCACUGAUAGAAUAUAUGAUGACAUCAAUCCGUCAGAUCGUUCUUGUCCAUCACAGCAACUGGUUCAGCAUCCAUCGAAAAAGCUCAGCGCUUCCACGAGGAGCUUGUCUUUGAAUGCGAUACAAUCGUUGUGUCAAGUGACAAGUAUCAAAACCAACAGCGAGAAUGAGGAACCGGUGUACGCCAUAGUGUCAAAAGCUCAGCCAAAAUCAACUUCCCCCACAGACCCUCACACACACUGGCAAAACCUGAGAAAAGCUAUCCAUCAGUUUGAACCUCCUCAAGACUCUUGCACGGCCGACACUGAUAUUUCGCAGUCUGCUUUCGUGACUCCCCGGGAAGAUGGAGAAUAUGAUGAAACGGUGACCGGACAAGAUUCCACUGACUUGUUGAGUGAUUCUAUCCACCAAUUAGCAAUUAAUGAUGCAUUAAAGAACAUCAGCGCAGAAGCAAUUUACGCAGAUCCACAGGACCUAGAGCCCAUAGCUGAGAGCGACGUCGAUGCUGUUUACGAUGAUCCAGAGGAGGUCAUCAAGAGUAAUCAAAGAGCUCAAGAUGGAGUGGACCACUCAGCCGAGUGUGAUUUCUUCUAUAUCCCUGACACUCUCUCGACCCACGUCAUGGCUGCCCGAUCCAGCCCUAGUCAAAGUUUAGAUGACAUAUCCUCAGAAUAUGACAAUUUGAUGUUAAAGGGAAGGCGAAUGUAAAACAGCAUGAUAUUAUCUUUGAAAUGAUAAAAACAUGGGCGACAUUCACUAAGAAUGAAUUGUGCCGGCGUCGAUAGCAUAAUUUAUUUGCACAAGAUGUUAAACUCAAAGAAUCACAGUAUACAAAUCCAGUCAUGAUGCAAAAAUGCAGAUUGCAAAGUGCAAUUCACCAAGCAGUCUCUCCAAGUAGCAGGCAUACUGUGCAUACUUGGUUACAGCAUGCAUAUGAAUUAUUUAUCAUUUGAAGGAAUAGUUCACCAAAAUUGUCAUGCCAUCCAAGAUGUAAACGACCAAUGCUAAUAUAAACUAGUUGCGCCACUGAUAUUACUAUGAAUCGAGAGUGAAUGCAACACUCAAUAUGGCCGCUCUCAAAGUAAGGAUAUCGAAUGCACGGCAUGUUGCUUGCUUAGUUUGCUCAAACUAUGAUGCAUGUAAGUCUACAUGUCAUAAUAAAAAGGAACUAUGCUUCAAACCACAGCUCUAGACCCGUAGUUCCAACCAGUGUUGGGUGUAAAGUAAGGGAUUACUCAAAUUUUUCUGUAAUUUAAUUACAGUUACUUCUGAUGUAAUUAAACUAAAUACUGUGUGUAAUAUUUGUGUGUGCAAUAGUAGAAUUGACAUCAAAAUUCCAAGUCUAAGUUUAAAAUCCGUGCUUUAAUGUAUAAUUCUCACAUUUGUGUACUUUAAUCAGUUAAUAAUACUACUUUAUGUAGUUUUAUAUUAUUUAUUUGAAUGAAUUAAAAGAGCUGUUUCAUGUCUAUCCUUGAAUCACUAAUAACAACUAAUAACGGUUGAUAUAGGAUAUAGAAAGUAAUUAGCAAUAAGUAAUUAAAUACUUUUUGGAGAGAGUAAUUUGUACAGUAAUCUAAUUACACUAUUGAACAUUUAUUUAGUAACUAGUAGUUAAUUACUUUUUCAGAGUAACUUACCCAACACUGAUUCCAACCACGCAACUUUGCGAUGCUGUUUGCGAUUGAUCGUUGGAACGAUUGUUUCGGGAAACACUUAAAUCGUUGAACUAUGCUGGAACGAGGGAACUUGCGGCUAUAGUUGUCUAACGAUGGUUUUGGGAAAAACAUCCCAGAUCGAUGUGAUGACAUGUUGAUAAAAACUUAUUCAAUUGUAUUCAGCUGAAGAAACAAAGUCAUAUACAUCUGAAAAGGCAUAACGAGAAGUACUUUAUAAGACAAUUUUCAUAUUUGGGUGAACUAUUCCUUUAAAGAACUACUGCAGUCAUGGUCACUAAAAAACGUGCACAUCUUUUUUAAACAAAUCUUUCUGCUUUGUUAAUAAGUUACAAUCUAUAACCCAUCUAAUGUACAUAUAAAUGCACAAUGUACAUACAGGCGCCUGGGGAAUAAAACGCUGAAAUAUUGUGCUCGAAAGUGGCACUGUUUAGUGAAUUCUCCUAUGUGCCAUAUUUUCUUUGAAAAUGACUGAAGAAGCACUCCCGAACUCAUCUUUUAUGGCUUUUACUUCAAUGCCUCUUCCAGGAACUCUUUGAUUGCUAGCUAGAGAAAUGUUGAAGAAAUCUGCUUGGCUGUAAUGAAAGGGUAAUAAUUACAGUCAGUGGUAGAUGCAUUGGCAGUGGAAUGAACUGGAGGGGCUCUUUCCUGUGUAGACUGAUUUAAUUAACAGUGCCGAGGGACGCGGCUUGAAACUUGAUUGGGAUCCCGACCUGCCUGAGAAUGAAGAUGUCACAGCAGCCCAUUCAUCUGCUGUCUGUCACUCUGUCUGCAGAGAUGGACGCCUGCUGUAGCGGACAAAAUGAUGGUGAAGUGUGUUGAGAUUUAAUGUAUUUUAUACUCUACUCAAAAUGUGUGUGUUGCUUAAUCUGAUGAUGAUUAAUAAAGAUAAUUGUAAAUGAUGUAGUUAAAAUAAAAUAAAAUUCUUCUACAUGCAUCAUUUAUGGUGGGGGAUGCUUUUUGCCAAUACCCAUUUUGUUCUUUUUACUU